AUGGCCGCCAACAACAAUCCGCAUUCUCUCACUGAUCAGAAUGCGAAUUCUAUGCCUCCGCCUAUUCUUGAUUAUCAAUUCUCCACUACCACUGCUCUUAGGCUUCUGGUCGUUGAUCAUGAUCCUGAACACUUAAGACUUAUUCAAGAUAUGGCUUUUCAAUGCAACUAUCAAGUGACCACAUGCUUCGAGGGUUCUCAUGCUUUGAAUCUUCUUCGGGAGAGCAGUGGGUGUUUCGAUGUGGUACUAUGUGAUGUUCAUAUGCCAGGGAUAAUGGAUGAUGGUUCUCGAUUACUUGACCAUGUUCUCCAAGAAUUCAAUAUUCCUGUCGUAAUGAUGUGUGCAACAGAUGAUGAGUCAUCAAUUGCAGUGAUGGAGGGUAUGAAAAAGAAAGGGGCUUGUUAUAAUUUAGUUAAACCUCUUAGCGAGCAAGAUUUGAUGAACAUAUGGCAGAAUGUGAUGGAGAAAACCCAGAAAGAAGUUUUCUAUGACGAUGAUGAUGAAAGCAAAGGAACAGUGAAUAGAAGGAAGAGGAGCUUAUCAACCGAAAGAGAUGAUCAUGAUGUUCAGUCCAACACUCCCAACAAAAAGCCACGUUUUAUUUGGACCCAAGAAAGGCAUCAAAUGUUCGUCGAUGCUGUACUCCAACUAGGGAUUGAUAAAGCUGUGCCAAAGAAAAUUCUAGAAUUGAUGGAUAUCCCUGACUUGACAAGGGAAAAUGUAGCAAGCCAUCUGCAGAAAUAUCGGAUGCAUCUUAAGCAGAAGAGUGAGGAGACUAAGCAAACAAAUAUUAAUGGGAAGCUAAAUGUUAAUAGAGAAGCUAAUAAGCAACUUUGUGCACCUUUGAGGGUUCAAGCUGCAACCAACAUUCCUCAAAUUCCACAAACACUUCAAAUUCCACAAACACUGCCCCUUCAUCACCAAUAUGUGCCAACUGUUAGUGCUGCACCUCAUGCUUUGAAAUUCCCUAAUAGUAAUCCCUUUGGUCUCAUCAACAACAAUGGCAUUGUUGGAAGUAAUAUGGCACUUAAUCAUCAGAAUAAUGAUUAUGGUCGUUACAUUAUUAUGAACCUAAUGCAACAGCAACAACAGCAACAAUCACUGGUGCAAAGUCAUUAUUAUCCAAUGAUGGCUCCUCAAUCCUGUGAUGGAGCUGCUUUUCAAGGGGGAACGAGGGGAGGUAGUGGUGGCUGUAGGAGUGAUCCUCUUGUUGAAUACAAUACAUUUUCUUCAUCAUCAUCAGCACCACUUGAUCAUUAUCAUCAUCAAAUGAAUAAUAAUUCAGUCAGCGGAAGUGGCAGCAUUGCUGAGAUUCUGAAUGAUGGCUAUAUAUCAUCAUCAUCAGCACCACCCUCAUCAUCAUCGUCCCUUUCUCCAACAGGAUUCUUCUCAAGAACUCACCACCAGCACAAUCAUCAGCAGCUUCCAGCCGGGGACCUUGACGACAAUUUUUGGGACGGCCUAUAUACUCUUUGA
Molecule: messenger RNA, 1476 nt
Organism: Arachis ipaensis
Lineage: Eukaryota; Viridiplantae; Streptophyta; Magnoliopsida; Fabales; Fabaceae
Source: RefSeq, a predicted model, not a curated record